CAAAAGGACACGCUUCAGGCUCAGUUUGAAUGUAUGGUGAAGGAGACACUUUAAAAAUGCUGCCGACUUUGAGGAAAGUGUUAGUUUGUGGGAUACAAAGACGUAAUUGUAGACUUUAUUCCUUACAAACGAAAGGUUUAGUUCUUGGUGUGUACGAAAAAGAUAAAGAUGACAACAGCAGCAAGGUGGUUCUUACUGAAGCAGCUGCUGAAUUUGACCGAUCCGUGUCAGGAAAACUCAGUGAGAUUCUGUCACUAUCUGGACCUCCCUUAAAGAAGGGAAAGAGCCGGUUGUUCUAUGGAUUACACCAGGAUUUCCCAAGUGUAGCAGUAGUGGGUCUUGGCCAGAAAGGUGCAGGAGUGUGCAGGAAGGAGCAUUGGGAUAACGGCAAGGAGAACAUCCGAGCAGCUGUCGCAGCGGGCUGCAGGCAGCUUCAGGACCUCGAGAUUCCUCAUGUGGAGGUGGACCCAUGUGGAGACGGUCAGUCGGCAGCAGAGGGCGCCGUGCUCGGUUUGUUUGAGUACAACGAGCUUAAAAGCAAGAAAACGACCCAGGUCACUCCACAGCUUUACGGCAGUGGAGAUGAUAAAGAGUGGAAGAAAGGUGUUCUCUAUGGAGAGGGGCAGAACCUGGCCAGGAGACUGAUGGAGGCUCCAGCCAAUCACGUUACACCUACAGUUUUCGCCGACACCAUCGAGCAGAAACUCUCCCCCUUCUCCGACAAAGUGACCGUCUAUAAAAGAGCCAAGCCGUGGAUCGAGAGCGAGCAGAUGGGGGCGUUUCUCAGUGUAGCCAAAGGCUCAGAGGAGCCCCCUGUCUUCCUGGAGGUCCAUUACACCGGAAGUCCGGAUUCCAAGCAGGCUCCCUUAGUGCUUGUAGGCAAAGGAGUGACGUUUGACAGUGGUGGAAUCUCGAUAAAACCCUCCUCUGGGAUGGAUGCCAUGAGGGCAGAUAUGGGCGGAGCCGCUGCUGUGUGUUCGGCCAUCGUCACCGCGGCUGCACUGAAACUGCCAAUCAACAUCAUAGGUUUGACGCCUCUCUGUGAGAACAUGCCUAGCGGAAAAGCUAACAAACCAGGAGACGUGGUAAAGGCGAAGAACGGCAAAACCAUCCAGGUCGAUAACACUGACGCUGAAGGUCGUCUGAUUUUGGCUGACGCCCUGUGCUACGCUCACAACUUCAACCCCAGGGCUAUAGUCAACGCUGCUACUCUUACCGGUGCCAUGGAUGUCGCCUUGGGUUCGGCUGCUACAGGCAUCUUCACUAACUCUGAUUGGCUUUGGGAACAGCUGCAUAAAGCGAGCGUUGUCACGGGCGAUCGGGUGUGGAGGAUGCCACUGUUUCAGCACUACACCAGACAAGUUACUGAAACUGCUCUGGCUGACUUGAACAACGUUGGGAAAUACAGCCGCUCGGGCGGAGCAUGUACAGCAGCGGCGUUCCUGCGGGAGUUUGUCACAGCCAGUCACUGGGCUCAUCUGGAUAUCGCCGGGGUGAUGUCCAAUAAGGAUGAAGUCCCAUACAUGAGGAAGGGAAUGUCGGGGCGGCCCACACGGACGCUUGUUGAGUUUGCAGCUGCUUUGGCUUCUGGGUCUUAAAGGGAUCCGUGUGUGAGCUUCGACCUCUCGGACCACAGGAGUGAAUUCCAAAUUCAAGACAUUUGUGUGGGAAAAUGUUGCAAGCGGAAAACACUAACGUCACGUUUAGUCCGGGUUUGGUUGAAGUCAUGAAGCUCUGAGUGAAGACGAUAAAUGGACAUUUCUUAAAGUAGAAGUUGUUGUUAGUUGCAGGAAUUAUAACAGAAUUGCAUCCAAAUCCCAAUCAGUCCCUCCAGGAUCAACGGCAACAUCCGAAGGUUUUUCCCAGGCAGCCUCGUGCGUCUCCACAAACACGUCUACUCUUCAUUCGUUUGCUUUAAUUUCAGUGAAUAUAUUUAUGCUGCUGAUGUCAUCACUGAUUCUCACAACUCUUUACUGUAAGUUAAUAAUCUGAAGAUUAACAUGGUUUUAAGGAAAAUACAAAGAUGGAACAAUUCGCACCAUCCAAGUGAGACGUGUCAAAUAAAUCCGUUUGCUUUCA
Molecule: messenger RNA, 2079 nt
Organism: Tachysurus vachellii
Lineage: Eukaryota; Metazoa; Chordata; Actinopteri; Siluriformes; Bagridae
Gene: lap3
Product: leucine aminopeptidase 3
Exons: 13
Coding region: 30-1598 (522 amino acids)
Biological process (GO): proteolysis
Cellular component (GO): cytoplasm
Molecular function (GO): manganese ion binding; metalloaminopeptidase activity
Source: RefSeq, a predicted model, not a curated record